AUGAGCCCCUUCUUUGUAAUGUCUCUCCUCUUUGGCCUGGCUUUUGGUCAAGCAGCGUCACUUUGUGCUACUUCUGAGUACAUAAUCCAUGUGGAAAGGGAAUGUGCCUACUGCCUGGCCAUCAACACCACCAUCUGCACUGCAUUUUGCAUGACUCAGGACAGCAAUGGCAAGAAGCUGCUACUCAAAAGUGCUCUGUCCCAGAAUGUGUGCACAUAUAAAGAGAUGUUGUAUCAAACAGCACUGAUUCCGGGCUGUCCUCAUCACACCAUCCCUUAUUAUUCCUACCCUGUGGCUGUGAGCUGCAAGUGUGGUAAAUGUAACACUGAUUAUAAUGACUGUGUGCAUAAGAAAGUCAGGACAAACUAUUGCAUUAAACCACAGAAGAUCUGUAACAUGUAA
Messenger RNA from Pterocles gutturalis (yellow-throated sandgrouse), 402 nucleotides. RefSeq names its product thyrotropin subunit beta-like. Gene Ontology annotation, molecular function: hormone activity. Gene Ontology annotation, biological process: G protein-coupled receptor signaling pathway. The record is from RefSeq and is a predicted model, not a curated record. Lineage: Eukaryota; Metazoa; Chordata; Aves; Pterocliformes; Pteroclidae. Gene Ontology annotation, cellular component: extracellular region; cytoplasm.